Messenger RNA from Rhopalosiphum maidis (corn leaf aphid), 899 nucleotides. RefSeq names its product peptidyl-prolyl cis-trans isomerase NIMA-interacting 1-like. The record is from RefSeq and is a predicted model, not a curated record. Gene Ontology annotation, cellular component: nucleus; cytosol. Gene Ontology annotation, molecular function: peptidyl-prolyl cis-trans isomerase activity; protein binding. Lineage: Eukaryota; Metazoa; Arthropoda; Insecta; Hemiptera; Aphididae.
GGCCGCCUUCGGUAUUGUGAUUAAAAAAUUUUUCGGUCCGUCUCCGUUGUUUAUGCGUUUGUUUGCUUUUCACCCCGUGUGGAGUGUGUGUUAACCAUAUCGUAAUUCUCCCUACAGCACAAUUUAUACAUAUAUUCAUGUGUCUUAUAAAAAGGGUGAACAACAUUUGUAAUUUAGUCUAUUUAUUUCUACGUUUACCCACAAAAUUGUGGUGUUUUGACUAUUCAGUGAUUCUUCGGCGUCGUAGAAACGUAACGGAAAACCGGAGUUUUCGAACAGGAAAAUGAGCGAAGAAGAACAACUUCCGACCGGAUGGGAGAAGCGAGUGAGCCGAUCUACUGGUCAAACCUAUUAUUUAAAUUUAUUAACUAAAGAAAGCCAAUGGUCUGUACCAACAAAACCAGCAUCUGAAAAUACAGCUUCAUCAAAUUCUGGUCCUGAACAAGUGCAAUGUAGUCAUUUAUUGGUUAAACAUGAAAAAUCACGCCGACCUUCAUCGUGGCGGGAAGAACGUAUUACUAGAUCAAAAUCUGAAGCAAUUGACAUCAUAAAAUCUUAUCGCGAACAAAUUGUUUCUGGCAAAGCAUCAUUUGCUGAACUUGCCCAGAAAUAUUCAGAUUGUAGUUCAGCCAAACGCGGUGGUGAUUUGGGACCAUUUACUAGAGGCACAAUGCAAAAGCCAUUCGAAGAUGCAUCAUUUGCAUUAAAAAUUGGAGAGCUCAGCGAACCUAUACAUACUGAUUCUGGUGUACACAUAAUUUUACGUACAGCUUAGAUUAUGAAUAAUUGUUUUCUUUUAUAAUUCAAACUUUUACCUUUCUAAUUUAUUGUUUAUUUCUGAGACACAAUAAUAUUAUGUAUUGGUUGCCUUAUUUAAUAUUGAUUGCCAUUUAUAAAUA